This is a messenger RNA of Penicillium verhagenii, 1425 nucleotides long. Its product is annotated as histidine phosphatase family protein. The coding region runs from base 1 to 1425 and encodes 474 amino acids. Lineage: Eukaryota; Fungi; Ascomycota; Eurotiomycetes; Eurotiales; Aspergillaceae. Gene Ontology annotation, cellular component: fungal-type cell wall. The transcript has 4 exons. Gene Ontology annotation, molecular function: acid phosphatase activity. The record is from RefSeq and is a predicted model, not a curated record.
AUGUUCUCUUUGUUGACAUCCGGAUUGGCCCUGGCCUCCUUGGCCUCUGCGAGCUCCAGUGCUCUCCCCAAGUUUGGAGAGAAGCAGUUCGAUCAGAAGUUCCUCGAUGGAUACAACCUGUUGAAGCACAUGGGCAGCUUCGCACCCUACUCCGAUCGUGUUUCGUACGGUGUGGACCGAAACACCCCGGCCGGAUGUGAAAUUGACCAAGUGCACAUGCUAAUGCGUCACGGCGAGCGCUACCCCGACGCAACCUUCGCGGAAGGUUAUGUCGAGGUCUUGGACAAGAUGUGGGACUCCAAUGUCACCACCUGGGCAGGAGACCUCGCUUUCUUCAAUGACUGGACCUACUACGUCGAGGAUGCGGGCCUUUACUCCCAGGAGUCAACCACUGGUCCGUACGCCGGUCUGGUUGAUGCCUACACUCGCGGUAGUGAGUACCGCCUUCGCUAUGGCGAUCUUUGGGAUGGCAAGUCUGUUGUCCCCAUCUUCGCUUCUGGUUACGAGCGUGUCAUUGAGACUGCUCGCUACUUUGGCCAGGGUUUCUUCGGAUACAACUACUCCACCAGUGCGGCCAUCAACAUCAUUCCUGAGGCUGCUACUCAGGGAGCUAAUAGUCUGACUCCCUCUUGCCCGGCUGAUACUGAGUACGACACUUGCUAUGUGGACCGCUUUUACGCGACACUGCCUCCUUUGGAUGCUGCCGCUGCGCGAUUCAACUCUCAGAACCCUGGACUCAACCUUACUGGAAGCGAUGUUCUCCAGCUUAUGCAAACCGCUGCUUUUGAGUUGAACGUCCGUGCUAACACCCCAUGGGCUGAUGCAUUUACCAUGGAUGAGUGGGUCGCCUACGGAUACAUCUGGGAUUUGGCCUACUACUACUGCUUCGGAGCCGGUAGCGUGUACCAAACUGCCGCAGGUCAAGUUUACGCCAACGCCACUCGUGUCCUGCUUGAAUCUGGACCUUCCUCCGGAAAGAUGUUCUGGAGCUUUGCCCACGAUGCCGACAUCACCCCGGUCAUCGCUGCCCUCGGAAUUGAUGUGCCCGAGAAUGCUCUUCCCAACACCACCAUUCCUUUCCCCAACCCGUACCGCGUGGCUGAUAUCGUCCCCAUGGGUGGUCACCUUACCCUGGAGCGUAUGACCUGCAACGCCACCACUACCACCAAGGCUGGUACCUACGUCCGUGCUAUCUUGAACGAGGCAGUUGUGCCAUACAGCUCUUGCCAGAGCGGACCUGGCUACUCUUGCCCCCUGGCCAGCUUCUCUGCCAUCGUUGACAAGGCUCCCACCUACAAGGCCAAGUGCGACAACCCGUCUACCUACCCCCAGCACUUGAAGUUCUUCUGGGACUACAACACCACUACCGAGUACAACUACCAGACUGGCCCGAUUGGAUACCAGCUUACUGAUACCGAUGUUUGA